GAGGGGGGUUGGUAGUUCGGUUGGGCGCGGAGGGAUCCGGCGGAGUCAUUCACAGUGUGUGAGGUAGAUUGUGGCGCCAGAAUUUGGAAGUGUUCGCGGUAAAAGGCGCUGUGUGUAGGCGGCCAUGGUUCAGCUACGGAGCUCAUCCGGGGCCAGGAGCGCUCCCGAGCCCGAAGACGAUUCUCUGUUGGACUCCAGCUCCGAGUUCCUUGGGCUGGAGAGCGGUACAAUGAGUGUCUACAGCAACAGUGAAGCAUGCAGGACAAUGCCCCCAAACGUACAGCCAAUGUCAUUAGGAACUAUCGUCCGCGUAAAGAAAAAUGGUUCAUUUGCCAAUAAAUCCAACGAUGGGAACCAUGCCCUGCGCUCAUUAAGGAAGGUAACUCCUGAAAAUGGUCAUAACUAUUCAGAUUCCAGCUUGGAGAAGACUAAUGAAGCGCUGACCAUGAAUAACACAGAAGAGAAAAGGUUUUCCAGGAGGCUGGCUAGGUUGCAACCCGAUGUGACUGAAAAUGGCGAAGAAGAGGUAAUGUCGCCUGCUGAAAACAAGUCGCUGAAGAGGAAGAGAGAGGGUGCAGAGAAAGUCAGCGCCCACCAGGAAGAUGGUCUCGUGGAAGUUCGUCGGAGCGGCAGGAUCAGGAGGAGUCGUUACAGCACCACAAAUCAGUCUGUGCUGUUUGACAAGUUGAUCACAAACACCGCCGAAGCCGUUUUGCAAAAAAUGGAUCACAUGAAGAAGAUGCGACGACGUCGUAUGCGAGAACUUGAGGAUUUGGCUGUCUUCAAUGACACAGAAGAGGAAAAUGUAGAUAUGUAUUCUCGUGUCAAGAGAAAAUGUCGAGUUUCCCAGCUUGACGAGGAAACCUCAGACAAUCAGGAGGAAAGUGGGGAAGACCAUGAGGAGGAGGAGGAGGAGGAAGAUGAUGAUGAGGAGGAGGACGACGACGAGGAGGAUGAUGGAGAGGAAUUUAACCAAAAACGUUAUGAACUGAGACAGAGAAAAGCUGUUGUUCCCUACCAGGUGCCUCUACAAGGUGAAGAUGAACAUUGCCUAAAGAGAAGACACGCUGUGCAUAGCAAUGACUCCACAUCAUCCUCCUCCUCCUCUUCAGAUGAUGAGGAACAUUUUGAGAGGCGCCUGGUUCGAAGCCGUAACAAGGCUAUUAGCAGGUGUCUUCCUAUGAACAUUCAGAGAGACGAUUUAAAAGGACUUCACAAAGAUCGCAUGAAAAUUGGUGCCAGCCUAGCAGAUGUUGACCCAAUGCAGAUUGAUACCUCUGUACGAUUUACUAGCGUUGGAGGUCUCUCUAAACACAUAGCCUCUUUAAAGGAGAUGGUGGUUUUCCCGUUGCUUUACCCUGAAGUUUUUGAAAAGUUUAAGAUUCAGCCUCCACGGGGCUGUCUGUUCUAUGGACCUCCUGGUACCGGAAAAACCUUGGUAGCCAGGGCCCUGGCCAAUGAGUGCAGCAUCGGUGAUAGACGAGUUUCUUUCUUCAUGAGGAAGGGGGCUGACUGCUUAAGCAAAUGGGUCGGUGAAUCUGAACGUCAGCUGCGACUCUUAUUUGACCAGGCUUAUCAGAUGCGUCCAUCAAUUAUCUUUUUUGAUGAGAUUGAUGGCUUGGCACCAGUCCGAUCAAGCAGACAAGACCAAAUUCAUAGUUCGAUUGUUUCCACAUUGCUGGCUCUUAUGGACGGUUUGGACAGUCGAGGAGAGAUCGUUGUGAUCGGAGCCACCAAUAGACUUGACUCUAUUGAUCCUGCUCUAAGGCGGCCUGGACGUUUUGACAGAGAAUUCCUGUUCAACUUGCCUGACAGAGAUGCACGUCUGGAAAUUCUGAAAAUUCACACAAAAGAAUGGAAUCCACAGCCAUACGAAAGUUUUCUGCAGGAACUAGCUGAGAAGUGUGUUGGGUAUUGUGGUGCGGACGUAAAAUCUCUGUGCUCCGAAGCUGCCUUGUGCGCUUUACGCAAGCGUUACCCUCAGAUUUACACAACAACAGAUAAGCUGCAGCUCGAUGUUUCCUCUAUCAAAAUUACUGCUAGGGACUUCAUGUUUGCAAUGCAGAAAAUUGUGCCUGCCUCACAGAGAGCUGUCGUCUCCCCUGGACAAGCACUUUCCUGCAUCAUCAAGCCUCUGCUUCAGAACACUCUGAGCAUCACCUUGAAAGCAUUGAAGAAAGUUUUCCCACAUAUGGAAGAUGGACUUAAACCUAAAGAGCCUGCUCUUUCCAGUGGUUUGUUGGAUGAAGAUCUGAUUUACAGCGACGACGAAGGUCCUUCUGUAUUUGAAAAUGGGAUUAUCAAUCAUUUGCCAAGUGGCAAAUCAAAAGAAAAUAGACCAUUUAUUCACCUCAGUGUGAAUGCCUAUCACCAGCCUACUUCAUUCAGGCCUAGGUUCCUGAUCUCUGGGAAGCCAGGCCUGGGUCAGGGUACACACUUGGCUCCGGCACUCAUACACACUCUGGAAAAGUUCACCGUGUACACAUUGGAUUUGGCUGUGCUUUUUGGAGUUAGUGUAACUUCUCCAGAGGAAACUUGCGCACAGCUUUUCCGUGAAGCAAGACGCACUGUUCCUAGCAUUCUGUAUAUUCCACACAUUCAUCUGUGGUGGGAGACAGUUGGCAACACCUUGAAAGCAACAUUUUUAACCCUAAUCAAAAGUAUACCAUCGUUUUCUCCAAUCCUGCUCUUGGCAACGUGUGACGUGGAAUAUGCUGAUCUAGACUGUGAGCUACAAGAGCUGUUUCUGGAUGACUAUGGGGAGGUUUUCCACGUUCAGUUACCAAACAAGGAGGACCGGAGAGCUUUCUUCCAGGAUCUUAUUUUGAACCAAGCUGCAAAGCCUCCAACCUCCAAAAGGAAGGCAGUUCUUCAUGCACUUGAGGUGCUGCCGGUGGCUCCACCACCUGAGGCCCGUCCUAUGACUACUGAGGAGCUAAAGCGAUUGGAGGCGCAGGAAGAAGAGACGCUCCGUGAAUUGAGGCUCUUCCUGAGGGAUGUCACCCAUCGGAUUGCCAUUGACAAACGAUUUAGAGCUUUUACAAAGCCAGUGGACCUUGAGGAGGUUCCAGAUUAUGUCACAGUAAUUGCCCAGCCAAUGGACCUCUCAACUGUUAUAAGCAAAAUUGACCUGCACAAGUAUCACACUGUGAAAGAAUACUUAAGAGACAUUGACCUUAUCUGCAGUAAUUGCCUGGAGUACAAUCCAGACAAGGACCCAGGAGAUCGGAUGAUCCGCCACAGGGCAUGCAGUCUAAAGGACACAGUUUAUGCAAUGAUUAAACAGGAGCUGGAUGAAGAAUUUGAGAAGCUUUGUGAAGAAAUUCAGGAAUCUCGCAAAAAGAGGGGUUUUUCUUCUGCGAAAUACGCACCUUCUUAUUACCAUGUUCUUCCGAAGAACACAAAUACACCCGAUGGGAAGAAAAUGGACACUGAGGGAUCUGAAAAACCGACUGGAUCUGCAACUCCUGUUGCUGCCAGUACACCCAGUACAGGAAAGAGAAAGCACAGACGACGAAGUCGCUGGAGCUCUGGUAUUUGUCCUAAAAAGAGGAAGCCAUCAGCCGUUCGUAAUAGCAGAACUGAAGAGGCAGAAAGUGAAGCAGACCAAGAUCCUAAAGAGUCCAGCCUAGAUCUGACGGAGAUGGAACUCCUAGAUGAUUCCUCAAUGGAAGCAGAACAGUCUUAUCUGGACAUCAAUAAUCUAGAUAAGGAAGCUGGGAAUGUUCCUCCUCAUACAGAUUCUUCUAAAGCCCCGACCGACGAGUUGGAAAAAAAACACGAGGAAGUCCCUGCAGCAGUGCUAAAUGGUGAUCACAGAGACUUAGAUGAUGUGUGUGUUCUGAGAAUGACUCGUGGAAGACAAAUCCAAGUGGAACAGCAGAACCUCAUCAGUGUGGAUACAAUUAUGGAUGUCCUCUCGGAGCCGGUGCCAGCCUUGCAUGUGGAUCACCAGAGCCUCAAGGACUUGCUGGAAAAAGCUGUGAAUAAAACAAACGGAUAUAACAUACUGCAGCUGGAAAAGUUAUACGCAGUGCUGAGCCAGUGUAUUUACAGACAUCGUAAAGACUAUGACAAGUCUCAGUUAAUACAGGAAAUGGGACAAGAAAUGGCAAAUUUUCGCAUCUGAGAUCACAACUGUAUCCAUUUCAAAUUGCCUUAAUGUCUUCUUUAAUAUAUGCAAUGUUUACUUGUACAUAUAUACACACACUGUAACAUGUGAAAAAUUGGGGUUAUUUUCAUAGGAUAUGACAUCGUACUGUACAUAUUGAUGUUGGUGAUAUUUUACCUUUUUUGUGCGUAUGCUAAAAAUAAAGAUGGCAACACCGCAG
Nanorana parkeri is the source of this 4331-nucleotide messenger RNA. RefSeq names its product ATPase family, AAA domain containing 2 (gene ATAD2). The record is from RefSeq and is a predicted model, not a curated record. Gene Ontology annotation, cellular component: nucleus. NCBI's taxonomy places the organism in Eukaryota, Metazoa, Chordata, Amphibia, Anura, Dicroglossidae. Gene Ontology annotation, biological process: positive regulation of transcription by RNA polymerase II. The transcript is spliced from 29 exons. The coding region runs from base 125 to 4129 and encodes 1334 amino acids. Gene Ontology annotation, molecular function: ATP hydrolysis activity; histone binding; chromatin binding.